AUGCCCAUGUUCUGGCAAACGGCCACGAUGGAGUUCAGCGAGCGCACCAUGACUCCCACCGUCGCCUCUCUUCUCACCGAACUUCGCAGCGCUCGAGCAACGCACAGCCGCGAGGCGGGUUGGCGUGAGACGGGCGGCACGACCUACUGACGCGGGAGGUUGUGUGGGCGUCGCAGCGCACUGCGGGCAGAGGCUGUUCACACACUGCCCCGCCCUGCGCCAGCUGUCGCAUCCGGCGGGGAAGGUGGUGCCGGUGCGCGGGGCCUCUGCCCUGCAUCCGCCGUCGGCAUGCCGCGGGGGGUGCGGCGACGGCGGGAACGCGGCGGCGGGCAGCAGCUGGUGCUGAGCAAGUUUUUCGGAGCGUCGGGGAGAGGCGGAGAGCAGAGUGCUGCCCUGCAGACGGCUUCUGAAUUUGGCACAAGGAGAACAUCGAAUGAAAGCAAUGAACCCUGUGAAAAGAAGACCAAGGUACGACAAAUUACUCUAGAAGACUUCUGUAAUCCACUGAAGACUCAAGAUAAAAAACCUCAGAAGUGUGAAAAGCCCCAUAUAUGUUUGCAAACUCUAGGCAGACUGAGAGAAUUCUGCAGUGAUUCGGACCAGCAAAGUAACAGAUUCCAGAAGAAAGAAUCUCUUAGUUUGGAAAAAUGUCCCAAUAUUAUUGGAAAAAGUUCAGAACUGAAAAAGCCUCUUCAGUCUUGGGACAGUAGCAAAAAGGUUUCUGAGAAGGAGGAGUUACGCUGUGACCUUAACCAGUUCUCUGCAUCUUUUAAGUCUUAUGAAAAUACUCAGAAUACUUCAGAUACAAAUCUCAAUAAGAGAACCAAAAGUAUUUACACUCCACUAGAACUUCAGUUCCUAGAAAUGAAGAAACAGAAUAAAGAAGCUGUUUUAUGCGUGGAGUGUGGCUACAAAUACCGCUUCUUUGGAGAAGAUGCAGAGAUUGCAGCUAAAGAACUAAACAUAUAUUGUCAUCAGGAUCAUAACUUUAUGACAGCCAGUAUACCGAGUCACAGGCUGUUUGUCCACGUGCGGCGACUUGUAGCAAAAGGAUAUAAGGUUGGCGUAAUAAAACAAAUGGAAACUGCAGCACUGAAGGCUGCUGGAGAAAAUAAAAGCUCUCUCUUCAGCCGGAAACUGACUGCUCUUUACACUAAGUCUACACUUAUUGGAGAAGAUGUGAACCCUUUGCUGAAGCUAGAUGUUUCUCUAGAUGUUGAAGACGUAACAACAGAUGUCCCUGAUAACUACCUCCUCUGUAUCUGUGAAAAUGGAGAAAACUUAAAAGACAGAAAGAAAGGUGACAUUGUUAUAGGCAUCAUGGCAGUACAACCAACUACUGGUGAAGUGGUCUUUGACAGCUUUCGGGAUUGUGCAUCUCGCUCAGAAUUAGAGAGUCGGGUUUUGCACCUGCAGCCAGUUGAAAUGAUACUUCCAUCUAGCUUGUCAGAUCAGUCUGAAAAGCUCAUCAACAGUAUAACCUCCAUGAGGUUACGGGAUGACAGAAUUAGGAUAGAAAGGAUGGAAAACCUCUAUUUUGAAUACAGCCGUGCUUUCCAGCUGAUCACUGUUUUUUACACUAAAGAAGUGCCUGGUACUACAGGUCCUCAAAAACUAUCUGUAAUACUAAGCUUGGAUAAGCCUGUUAUUUGCUCUCUGGCAGCAGUAAUUGCAUACCUCAAAGAAUUUAAUUUGGAAAGGAUGCUUUAUAAUCCAAGCAAUUUCAAACAGUUGUCAAGUGAAACUGAACAUAUGACAAUAAAUGGGACAACAAUGAAAAAUCUUGAAAUUAUACAGAAUCAGACUGAUAUGAAAACAAAAGGAAGCCUACUCUGGGUCUUGGAUCAUACUAAAACUUCCUUUGGACGUCGAAGAUUGAAGAAAUGGGUAACCCAGCCCCUCAUGAAAUGCAGUGAAAUCAAUGCCCGUCUUGAUGCUGUGUCUGAAAUUCUGCUGUCAGAAUCCAGUAUGUUUGGUCAGAUUCGAAAUCUUCUUUUUAAGCUGCCAGAUAUAGAAAGAGGCCUCUGCAGUGUUUUUCACAAAAAGUGCUCAACCCAAGAGUUCUUCUUGAUAGUCAGCACCCUGUCUCGCCUGGACUUGGAGAUUCAAGCUCUUGUUCCAGUCAUACAUUCUUAUGUGAAAACUCCUCUAUUACAAAAUGCACUGUUGGAAAUCCCAGAACUUCUCUCCCCAGUGAAACAUUAUUUAAAGAUCCUUAAUGAAGAAGCAGCCAAGACUGGAGAUAAAACCCAGUUGUUCAAGGACCUUACAGACUUCCCUGUCAUCAGAAAGAAAAAAGAGGAGAUUCUGGAUGUGCUUUCUAAAAUCCAACUGCAUCUGCUGGACAUUCGUAAACAGAUCAAGAACCCUUCUGCAGAAUAUGUUACAGUUUCUGGUCAAGAGUUCACGGUAGAAGUCAAGAAUUCCCAUAAAUCAUCUGUGCCAUCUGACUGGGUUAUGGUUAGUAGUACAAAAACUGUCAGCCGUUUCCACUCUCCUUUUAUUAUAGAAAAUUACAGACAUCUGAAUCAGCUCCGGGAGCAGCUAGUCCUUGACUGUAGUGCUGAAUGGCUACGAUUUUUAGACCAUUUCAAUGAACAUUAUCACCCUCUGUCUAAAGCGGUUGGUCACUUAGCAGCUAUUGACUGCCUGUUCUCAUUGGCCCAGGUGGCUAAACAAGGAGACUACUGCAGACCAACUGUGCAAGAUAACCGGCGAGAAAUAAUUAUAAAAAACGGGAGGCACCCUGUGAUUGAUGCAUUGCUGGGAGAGGAGGAUCAGUAUGUUCCAAAUUCCACUAACCUCUCAGGGGAUGGUGAAAGGGUCAUGAUAAUAACUGGACCUAACAUGGGAGGAAAAAGCUCCUAUAUAAAGCAAGUUGCAUUGAUCACAGUCAUGGCACAGAUUGGUUCUUAUGUUCCUGCAGAGGAGGCAACAGUUGGUAUUGUGGAUGGUAUUUUUACCAGAAUGGGUGCAGCCGACAACAUUUACAAAGGCCGAAGUACCUUUAUGGAAGAGCUGACAGAUACUGCUGAGAUAAUAAGAAAAGCAACUUCAAGAUCACUAGUAAUUUUGGAUGAAUUGGGAAGGGGAACUAGCACACAUGAUGGAAUUGCUAUUGCUUAUGCUACACUUGAACAUUUUAUUAGAGAUGUGGAAUCAUUGACACUGUUUGUCACUCACUAUCCAUCAGUUUGUGAGCUAGAGAAGGUGUAUCCAGAGAGAGUUGGCAAUUACCACAUGGCUUUCCUGGUGAAUGAGGGGGAAAGUGCUGAACAAAAAGGAUCUGAAGAUGAAGAGAAUCCUGAAUUUAUCACUUUCCUUUAUCAGAUAACGAAAGGAGUCUCUGCAAGGAGUUAUGGACUAAAUGUUGCCAAACUGGCAGAUAUUCCUGAAGAAAUCUUGAAGAAGGCAGCUCACAAAUCAAAGGAGUUGGAGGGGACAGUGAAUAUGAAAAGAAAAAAGCUGAAGUCCUUUGCUGAAGUAUGGAAGAUAAAUGAUUCUCAGGAACUACAAAAAUGGAAAAGUAUGUGUAAACCUGAAGGUGAAAGAAAGGACAGAUUUUAAGAUUCACAUCACGCUUGAAGAGGGAAAAUAUUUGAGAUGCAAAAUGUAGGUCUGGAGACUAUAAAAGAUCCCAUCAGGGUGUAGUUGUAGGUGCGUUAAUUUGACUUUUUUGUAUUUUGAGAGAUAAGAGAGCUGUGUCAUGAUAUGAUGCCCCACAUCUGCUUCUUGAUUGUAUGCAUUUUCUCACUCCACGUUCCUUCCCUGAAGUGUUUUCCACACUUCCCCUUAUUUGCAAAAUGUUUACUGGCAUUGGAAUUAGUUUGUAAUAUUUUUAGGAAACAUGAAAAAUAAUGUUGCUAAAUUAUUAGGUGGAUCUUUUAUAAAUAAAAUCAUGUCUUUUAACUUUAUUGUACUUCAGUUUCUAAAGAGAUACUCCUCUGCAUCGGGAAAAUGUAGCAGUCUUGACUGUGCUAUAUACUUCUGUGCAAUCGCUAAGAAUAAAUAUGAUGAACUUUUUUUGUGUUCUAGUAUUAACAAAUUAAAAAGUUCACAAUUCUGUAGAGCAUCCUGAA
This is a messenger RNA of Neopsephotus bourkii (Bourke's parrot), 4079 nucleotides long. RefSeq names its product mutS homolog 3 (gene MSH3). Gene Ontology annotation, molecular function: ATP-dependent DNA damage sensor activity; mismatched DNA binding; ATP binding. Lineage: Eukaryota; Metazoa; Chordata; Aves; Psittaciformes; Psittacidae. Gene Ontology annotation, cellular component: nucleus. The record is from RefSeq and is a predicted model, not a curated record. Gene Ontology annotation, biological process: mitotic recombination; somatic recombination of immunoglobulin gene segments; mismatch repair.